Lonchura striata (white-rumped munia) is the source of this 357-nucleotide messenger RNA. Its product is annotated as protein S100-A12-like. Gene Ontology annotation, biological process: endothelial cell migration. NCBI's taxonomy places the organism in Eukaryota, Metazoa, Chordata, Aves, Passeriformes, Estrildidae. Gene Ontology annotation, cellular component: cytoplasm; extracellular exosome. The record is from RefSeq and is a predicted model, not a curated record. Gene Ontology annotation, molecular function: calcium ion binding; transition metal ion binding; calcium-dependent protein binding.
AUGUCCACCAGCACCCACAGCCACGCCGGCAGCCAGCAGUUCCCGGGGAACUGCACCCUGGAGAAGGCCCUGAAUACCGUGGUGGAUGUGUUCCACCAGUACAGCGUCCGCAAGGGCCUGAACGACCUCCUGAACCUCAGCGAAUUAAAGACGCUGCUGGAGGAGCAGGUGCCGUCCUUCCUGAGGACCUGCAACAGGAACCAGGCCGGCUACUUGGACAAGCUUUUCCAGGAGACCGACCUGAACAAGGACAAGGAGGUGAACUUUGAGGAGUUCACCAUCUUGCUCAGCAAGCUGGCCGACGACGCCCACCGCAUCAGCCACGGCUCCGACCGCUGCGGGCCGGACCGGGACUGA